Messenger RNA from Cajanus cajan (pigeon pea), 1954 nucleotides. Its product is annotated as proline dehydrogenase 2, mitochondrial. The record is from RefSeq and is a predicted model, not a curated record. Gene Ontology annotation, cellular component: mitochondrion. Gene Ontology annotation, molecular function: FAD binding; proline dehydrogenase activity. NCBI's taxonomy places the organism in Eukaryota, Viridiplantae, Streptophyta, Magnoliopsida, Fabales, Fabaceae.
GGAAGGGAAAGGAAAGGAAAGAAGAGAGAGAGAAGGUUGCUAAAAAUAAAAGACAUGGAAGCAAAUAUAAAAGGGGGUUGAAGGAAAGCAAAGAAACUCACAUUUUGCAUCUCACAGCGAUUUCUAGGUUCCAGGAAGAAAGAGAGAGAGAGAGGAAAGAAAGCAAGGGAGAAGAAAAGCAACCCCACCCCACCCCAACCACAUAAAAAAAAACUCCAACAACGUUUGCUUAACAACGUUGUUACACAUUACAUGGCCACUCGUGUUAUCCCUCCAAGAAUCCUAAGGAACGUCAGCUACAACACCUCCACAAAGCCCCUAAACUCCACCCACACUUCUCUCUUACCCACUCUCUCUCCUCCUCCUUCUCCCGAAGUCCCACCGCCCACCUCCGCCGUCCUCCCUCCUGCCGCCGACGACCUCAACUUCCAAGACCUCCGCAAGCUCUUCUCCCACGUCCCCACCUCCACCCUCCUCCGCUCCACCGCCGUCCUCCACGCCACCGCCGUUGAUCCCUUGGUUGACUUUGGCACCUGGCUCAUGCGCUCAAACCUCAUGCACGUCAACGGCCUCCGCGACAUCUUCCUCGCCUCCAUCCGCCACACCUUCUACCACCACUUCUGCGCCGGAGAAGACGCCCCCACCGCCGCCUCCAGCAUCCGUGCUCUCAACCACACAGGCCUCCGUGGCAUGCUUGUCUACGGCGUCGAAGACGCCCUUGAUAACGAGGCCUGCGACCGCAACCUCCGUGGCUUCCUUCGGACCGUCGACGUCAGCAGAUCGCUUCCCCCAUCUUCGGUGAGCUUUGUAAUCGUGAAAAUCACUGCAAUAUGUCCCAUGAGUUUACUAGAAAGAAUGAGUGACUUGCUUAGGUGGCAGCACAAGGACCCUUCUUUCAGUUUGCCAUGGAAGCAAGAUUGCUUCCCCAUUUUCUCUGAGUCAAGCCCUUUGUACCACACUAGAAGUAGACCUGAGCCUCUCACCCCAGAGGAAGAGAGAGACCUUGAACUUGCCAAUCAGAGAUUCCUUGAGCUUUGCCAAAAGUGUGUGAAUGCCAACAUGCCUUUGAUGGUUGAUGCAGAACACACUUCUGUCCAACCCGCUAUUGACUACUUCACCUAUUCCUCUGCCAUCGUGCACAACAGAGUUGAGAACCCCAUCGUGUUUGGCACCAUGCAGACUUAUCUGAAGGAUGCCAAGGAGAGGUUGAUGCUCGCAGCAGAAGCUGCAGACAAGAUGGGAAUCUCAAUGGGGUUCAAACUAGUGAGGGGUGCUUACAUGUCAAGUGAAUCAAAAUUGGCCGAGUCUUUGGGGUAUUCAUCCCCAAUCCACAACACCAUUCAGGACACACACAAUUGCUUCAAUGACUGUUCAUCUUUCAUGCUUGAGAAGAUUGCUAAGGGCCCCGGUGGAGUUGUUCUUGCGACUCACAAUGUUGAAUCAGGGAGACUGGCUGCUGCAAAAGCACACGAGGUGGGGAUUGGAAGGGUGAAUCACAAGCUUGAAUUUGCACAGCUGCAUGGAAUGUCAGAGGCACUUUCCUUUGGUUUGAGCAAUGCAGGGUUUCAUGUUAGCAAGUAUAUGCCAUUUGGACCUGUGGAGACUGUUAUGCCAUAUCUCCUGAGAAGGGCCGAAGAGAAUAGAGGAAUGUUAGCUGCUUCAGGCUUUGACAGGCAACUGAUGAGGAAGGAGUUGGGAAGGAGACUAAAAGCUGCUGUCUUCUAAAUUUGUGGGACUUACUAAUGAGAUGUAAUAAUGUCUUGCUUGUAGGCAACGGGAUUUACCAAUUUUUUUUUUGUAGAAAAUUAGAGAAUCCUGUGAGUUGUUUGAAUUGUGCAUUCAAGUGAAUGAAAUGUGCAUUCAGUUUGUGAAACGUCCAUUAUUUUCAAAUGUAUUCUCCACUUAUGUGGGAUGAGUGCAGUUAGAAAUUAAAAAAAAAUUAUUUAUAUUCCUA